Messenger RNA from Closterium sp. NIES-67, 3121 nucleotides. The record is from the annotation of a GenBank genome assembly. Lineage: Eukaryota; Viridiplantae; Streptophyta; Zygnematophyceae; Desmidiales; Closteriaceae.
GGCGCAGCCUGCUGAUAUGAUGACCAAGAGGCUGGUUGAGCAGCAGCAUUGGAAGUGUUGCAAGCUUGCUGGGAUGGCUCUGAACUAAGGGGAGCAGAUUCUAAGGCCAACAAUCCGAGGGGGGGUUUGUUGAUGGUGGAGACACUCGCACGAUUCGAGAAGGAUGUGAAGCGGACCGACACCGGGUUCCUGGCGAUAGCAACAGAGGUGGAGAAUGACGGAGAGAAAGCCUCGGAAACUCCAGAAAAAAUCAAGGAAUUACUAAAGGAGUUCCAAGACAUUCUUCCUGACGAUCUUCCGAACGAGCUACCGCCAUACCGAACACAUCAACACGAGAUUGUGGAGGAACCGGGUUCGAAGCCGACCUUCCGAGCACCAUAUCGACUCAGCCCUACGGAGCUGACCGACAUGAAGAAGCAGAUCGAGUAUCUCCUAGCCAAAGGACUCAUCCGACCAUCUACUUCACCGUACGGUGCCCCAGUACUCUUCACACCGAAACCGGACGGAAGCCUGCGCAUGUGCAUCGACUACCGAGCUCUUAACAAGCAGACCAUCAAGAAUAAAUAUCCGAUACCGCGAAUCGAUGACCUGCUUGACCAGCUUCGGGGAGCUACGGUAUUUUCCAAACUGGAUCUGCGGUCCGGAUACUGGCAGAUACGGAUGGCGGACAACUCUAUCCACAAAACUGCUUUCCGAACUCGGUACGGAUCGUACGAGUAUUUGGUCAUGCCGUUCGGACUCACCAACGCGCCGGCAACGUUCCAAGCCGAAAUGAACCACAUUUUACGACCACUCUUGGACGAAUGCGUGGUGGUGUACCUGGACGACAUACUCAUCUACUCGCGCGACAUGAAGCAGCACGUCGAACACCUGCGACGCGUCUUCGAAAUUCUUCGACGAGAACGAUUCUACGUCAAACUGUCCAAGAGCGAAUUCGCCCUGGAGAAAGUCCAAUUUCUAGGACACAUGGUGAGCGCUCAAGGAGUUCACGUCGACCCCAAGAAAAUCGAAGCCGUACGCACGUGGAAGACACCCGAGAACGUGAAGGAGUUGCAGCAGUUCCUAGGCUUCGCUAAUUACUACAACAGGUUCGUGCCACAAUAUGCGAAAAUCGCAGCACCACUCACGAAUCUGCUGAAGAAGAACACGCCCUACAAAUGGGAACCAAAGCACCAGGAAGCCGUGGAGCAGCUGAAACAAGCACUAACAUCCGCACCGGUGCUCAUCUUGCCAGAUCCCGAACGUGACUACGUCAUUGAAGCAGACGCCAGUGAUCAGGCCGUGGGAGCAGUCUUGAUGCAAGACCAAGGGAAUGGACUGCAACCCAUUGCCUACCUCAGCAAGAAACUGCACGGGGCAGAACUCAACUACCCGAUACACGACAAAGAGGCCCUUGCUAUCAUCAUCGCCUUCAAAGCAUGGAGAUGCUAUCUCGAAGGACGAAGAACAACCGUCUACACCGACCACUGCAGCCUGAAAUAUUUGAAGACACAACCCAACCUUUCCAGGCGGCAGGUCCGGUGGAUCGACUUCCUCGAGACACACUUCCACUACGACAUCGUGUACAAGCCUGGCCACAAGAACAAAGCAGACGCGCUCAGCCGGCCUGCACACACACUCGCACGAUUCGAGAAGGACGUGAAGCGGACCGACACCGGGUUCCUGGCGAUAGCAACAGAGGUGGAGAAUGACAGAGAGAAAGCCUCGGAAACUCCAGGAAAAAUCAAGGAAUUGCUGAAGGAGUUCCAAGACAUUCUUCCUGACGAUCUUCCGGACGAGCUACCGCCAUACCGAACGCAUCAACACGAGAUCGUGGAGGAACCGGGUUCGAAGCCGACCUUCCGAGCACCAUAUCGACUCAGCCCUACGGAGCUGACCGACAUGAAGAAGCAGAUCGAGUAUCUCCUAGCCAAAGGACUCAUCCGACCAUCUACUUCGCCAUACGGUGCCCCAGUACUCUUCACACCGAAACCGGACGGAAGCCUGCGCAUGUGCAUCGACUACCGAGCUCUUAACAAGCAGACCAUCAAGAAUAAAUAUCCGAUACCGCGAAUCGAUGACCUGCUUGACCAGCUUCGGGGAGCUACGGUAUUUUCCAAACUGGAUCUGCGGUCCGGAUACUGGCAGAUACGGAUGGCGGACAACUCUAUCCACAAAACUGCUUUUCGAACUCGGUACGGAUCGUACGAGUAUUUGGUCAUGCCGUUCGGACUCACCAACGCACCGGCAACGUUCCAAGCCGAAAUGAACCACAUUCUACGACCACUUCUGGACGAAUGCGUGGUGGUGUACCUGGAUGACAUACUCAUCUACUCGCGCGACAUGAAGCAGCACGUCAAACACCUGCGACGCGUCUUCGAAAUUCUUCGACGGGAACGAUUCUACGUCAAACUGUCCAAGAGCGAAUUCGCCCUGGAGAAGGUCCAAUUUCUAGGCCACCUGGUGAGCGCUCAAGGAGUUCACGUCGACCCCAAGAAAAUCGAAGCCGUACGUACGUGGAAGACACCCGAGAACGUGAAGGAGUUGCAGCAGUUCCUAGGCUUCGCUAAUUACUACAACAGGUUCGUGCCACAGUAUGCGAAACUCGCGGCACCACUCACGAAUCUGCUGAAGAAGAACACGCCCUACAAAUGGGAGACGAAGCACCAGGAAGCCGUGGAGCAGCUGAAACAAGCACUAACGUCCGCACCGGUGCUCAUCUUGCCAGAUCCCGAAUGCGACUACGUAAUCGAAGCUGACGCCAGCGACCAGGCAGUGGGAGCAGUCUUGAUGCAAGACCAGGGGAAUGGACUGCAACCAAUUGCCUACCUCAGCAAGAAACUGCACGGGGCAGAACUCAACUACCCGAUACACGACAAAGAGGCUCUUGCUAUCGUCAUCGCCUUCAAAGCGUGGAGAUGCUAUCUCGAAGGACGAAGAACGACCGUCUACACCGACCACUGCAGCCUGAAAUAUUUGAAGACACAACCCAACCUUUCCAGGCGGCAGGUCCGGUGGAUCGACUUCCUCGAGACACACUUCCACUACGACAUCGUGUACAAGCCCGGCCACAAGAACAAAGCAGACGCUCUCAGCCGGCCUGCACACCGGUCAUGACGCCAUCCUUGUCGUCAUUGACAAG